GCCCUUGAAGAUCAGCAACCGCGCCGGAAAGAGUAGAUGUUUGACGCCCAGAAUGCGUGCUCCCUCCCACUUGAGACACUUCUCCUCUGUGCGCUCUUGACGCAACACUCCAGAGCGACCGACUGAGAGCCAUGCGAGGCUUCCAGCUGACACCACAGCGAGAAGAUGCUGCCGCUACAGCUUCUGUCCAUCCCUCUCAUUUGUCUUCUCUGGCCACAAGUUCAGUGCCUGGUGACAACAAGUGGACACUUCACGGUGGACGGGGACAUCCGCCACUUUGUCACCACACCUGACGCCAUUUAUGUUGCCACGGAGGAGAAACUGUACCAGCUGAGCCGCGACCUGAGUCCGGUCCACACGGUCAAGCAGACGGGCGUCUUCACGGGACAGAGUGACGCAGCUCAGUUUUCCAGAGUGGACGGUGAUUCAUGGAACGAGACCUUCAGCGUUAACGUGCUGCUGCCUUUUGUGGAGAACGGAACCCUCAUCAGCUGCGGCGUGACCGACAAAGUGUGCGGCUACUGCGAGCUGCUGGCCUUGGCCGACAUCUCCUCGGUGCUCCACAGGGAGCUCAUCCUGGUGGGGCCCUUCAUGCGCAGCAGCAGCGCCUCGGUGGCCCUCCUGGUGGCCAUCCCGAGGACCAAGCGGGACUUCUACAUCAUGACCGCCAUCCAGCAUCACAAAGGCGAGACGUCGUGCAACAGUUUAAGGGAGGAGGCCGUGUACCUCCACGACACCGACAACAAACAUGGCGCCGGCAUCUUCUCCAUCUCCGGUCAAGGCUCCAACUCUCUCUUUAGAAGCGCCGGCGACGUGGACUUUGUGGACGGAUUUCAGAUUGCUUCCGUCAUUUAUCUGUUUGCCAACGUGCGUUCCGGCAACGUCAACAGAGUUCGGCUCAUCUGGCUGGAGGCCCAGGAAAAGAAAACGGACACCAUGAAAUCGCUGCGCGGCGCAUCGCUACUCCUCCCCGGGAAGAAGGGCAGCAGACUGCUGGCCUCCUCGGUGGUCCCGUCCGAAGCGCCCCCCGCACUGUGGGCUGGCGUGUUCCACGUGGACGGAGAUCAGAGCGACACCUUGUUGCUUCUCUUUGACAUCACUCCCGAUCUCACGAUGCCAGCAAAUAAAGACCCGGAUUUCUGCACCGCCGUGAAAUGCGCCAACCAGAACUUUCAGGCCAAAGUGCUGCAGCCACUGAAGGUGCUCUUCAAGCAGACCUCCAUGACGUCUGUUCUGGCCUCGACACACGGUGCCUGGAUGGUCUUCUUUGUUGGGACUGCUGAUGGACAGCUCAUUAAGCUCAACGUGGACAAAAACCUUCGCGGCACUUGUCCAACGUUCCUUUACCGGACCGCCGACGACCGUAAAGUAUUUCCCGCCAUGCACCUGGAAGUGGACGGUAAACACGUGUACGCGGCUUUUAGUAACCAGGUGCAGCGCGUGUCCGUGUCCAAUUGCCACACCCGCAAAACGCUGGACGAAUGCUGGUCGGCGCAGGAUCCCGUCUGUGUCUGGUGUCGGGCCAAAAACAGUUGCACAUUCAAAAGUGAUUGCCGCGACUCCGACUGGUUGUCCUUCCCCGAUGAUUACCAGAAGAGGAAAAUUUCCUUCACUGUGACCCAGGAAAGCGGCGCUCAGAUCCGCUUGGACGUACGCACGCACGUGAGCACGGCCGAAAACACCAGCUCCAUCUUUGCCUGUCAGUUCUCCGCAAGUUCUGGCGAGCUCUGCACCCGGGGCGGCCCCUCACCCAUCUUCCCGCAGUGCACUUGCAUCUUCUCCAACGCCACGCUGCCUCCCAACCGAGGGUUGAGCGUGACGGUGAAAUUCCGACUGGGCUCGCUGAGAUUUCUGGAACGGAUAACGCUGAUGACGUGCCCCGACGUGAAGGGCUCGCCUCCCGCCGUUUUGUGCCGGAGAUGUUUUGAGCUCGGGUGCAGCUGGAGCAACGGCAGCUGUUCCUGGGCUACCGCAGGAGAAAUGAAUGACCAAGUUUGCCAAGCAAUCCAAUCGCCAGUGGACCUUCCGAAGCCGGAGAUCUCCUCCGUCAGCCCCAAUGUUGUGUCUUUCUACGGCCACAACCGGGCUGUUUUGUCGGGCCGCAACCUCGCCGGCGUGACCCGCGUGAGGAUCCACACCAACAUGGACUGCGUGCCACGAGAGUCUUUCGUGUGGAACAACACCGGCGUGUCUCUGAUGUUCCACAUUCCCGCCAGCCAAGGCAAAGGGACGGUCGGCCUGUGCGCCGUCCUCCCGGACGGCGGCUGCCAUGGCAACGGCACGCUCACCUACACGUCAUUGCCGUCCUGCACCUCUGUGACGCCGAACAGCACCUGGAGCAGUGGAAAGAGGAAGAUCUUGCUGGUGGGAUCCAACCUUGAAGUUGUGGACGGCGUCCUGCACAGUCACAGCCGACAGGAAGUCAGCCUUCCCACCGACAGAAGCUCCUGUAAUCUGACUUACUCGACACCCGCAGCUGAGGGCGCUGGGACUGGUUUGCCCAGCCGUUUGUCUCUCAAAGUCGCCAAUGAAACACUGGCCUGCCCGCGGUCCAUCAUCUACUAUCCCGACCCCCACUUUACAAGUUUCACCUCCACAAGGACCGGGGAGGAUGUUCGCGUCACCAUACAGAAAACGUCCGAUAAGCUGGAGAUGAGCAUAAAGGAUGUGACGGCCGUGGGGGUCCACGGGGGGAAAGACUACCCCUGCGUCAUGGAGGCCAAAGACACCGACAACCAGACGGACUUUUUCAUCUGCGAAAUUCAAAAUGUGCCUGAUGUGAAUUUCCGUCAGUUGAAGGUUUUAUACGGCGAUCAGACAGUCACGCUGCAGAACACGUCCCACCUUCUCACCCUCAUGCUGCUCGUCCUUUUCCUGAUACCUUUCAUCAUCCUCGUGGUGAUGAUGGUUUACCGGCGCCAGCAGAAGCAGUUGACGAUGAAGAUGAAUAAGCGCGUGGAAAACCUGGAACUUGACAUCAGGAAUGACAUCAGACAAGGUUUUGUAGACAUGCAGACGGAAAACGCCGACCUGAUGGAGAACGUCGGCGCUAUUCCUUUCCUGGACUACAAGCACUUUGCUUCCAGAAUCUUCUUCCCCGAGAACGAAGCUCUGAUGGCGUCGUGUAUGCGAGACGUCGGUCAGGUGGCCGUGAAGGUUCAUCUGGACAAGGCUUGCCAGGCCUUGUCCGAGCUCAUCCUGGACCAGCGCUUCCUCACGUGCAUGGUGCACGCCGUGGAGGAGCAAAAGACUUUCACCAUUAAAGACAAGUGCGCGUUGGCCUCUCUGUUGACAGUGGCGCUCCACAGCGACCUGUCCUACCUCACGGAGGUGAUGGAGGUCCUGCUGAAGGAUUUGAUGCAAAAGAACAGCGCCGCUCAGCCCAAAAUGAUGCUUCGCCGCACCGAGACGGUCGUGGAGAAACUUCUCACCAACUGGAUGUCCAUCUGCCUUUACGGCUUCUUGAGGGAGAGCGUCGGCCAGCACCUGUUCCUGCUGGUGAGCGCCCUCACGCAGCAGAUCGCCCGAGGACCUGUGGACUGCGUGACGGAGAAAGCUCUCUACACGCUCAGCGAGGACUGGCUGCUCUGGCAGGCGCAGGACUUCACCGCUCUGAGGCUGAAGGUGUUGUUUGCGGUGGGCAAUGACGGCGAGGUGAGCGAACCCCUGGAGGUGCUCGCCCUCAACUGCGAUACGGUGGAGCAGGUCAAGGGGAAAAUCCUCACCACCUUCAAGGCCAAGUUUGGCUUCCCUUACAACGGCCCGCACACGAGCGUUUCUAUCGAGUUUGAAAGGAACGGAAUCUUUGUCGCGCUUGACGAGGUGGACGCAAGCUCGGAAGUGAUCGGGGAGGUGACCAUGCUCAACACGCUCCAGCAUUACAAGGUUCCAGACGGAGCUACGAUCAAGGUGCUCUCAAGAAAAAAUCCUUCAGUGAGCCCGCAGAGUAGCCUGAAAGAUGAUCACGACUUCUCAGGCAAAUACUUCCACUUGAUUGACCCCGAUGUGGACCAGGACCGAGGGAAGGGUCCGGAGAGGAAGAAGUUAAAACUGAAGGAAGUGCACCUCACCAAACUGCUUUCCACCAAGGUGGCCGUGCAUUCAUUUGUCGAGAACUUGUUCAGGUCUAUUUGGGGGCUUCCUAACUGCAGAGCGCCACUAGCCGUCAAAUACUUUUUUGACUUCUUGGACAGUCAAGCAGAAAACAUGAAGAUCCCCGAUCCAGAUGUGCUGCACAUUUGGAAGACCAACAGUUUACCUCUGCGCUUCUGGGUGAACAUCCUGAAGAACCCCCAGUUCGUCUUCGACAUGGACAAAAGUCCCCACUUGGACGGCUGCUUGUCCGUCACGGCUCAGGCCUUCAUGGACUCCUUCUCCCUCAGCGACACGCAACUGGGCAAGCACGCGCCGACCAACAAGCUGCUGUACGCCAAAGACAUCCCCAAGUUUAAGCAGGAAGUGAAAGCCUACUACCGGCAGAUCCGAGAGCAGCCGCCCAUCACGCGCGCUGAGUUCUACAAUUUCCUGCAGGAGGAGUCAAAGAAACACGAGAAUGAGUUCAAUGAAGGAGCGGCCCUCAAGGAGCUCUACAAGACCAUCCAGCGAUACUUCGCAGAGAUCUUAGCCAAACUGGAAGAAGACGGGGUCUCCGGUGAGGCGAAGAAGCAACUCCAAAGGGUGAAGGACACGUUUGAUGAACUGAAGAGCUGUUCUUGGACCUCGAGCAACCAAAAAUCGGAUGGACAACACAAAUAAUUAUUUUCUACCUUCCCAUCUCCUGUGCUUAUUUGACCCCGCCCCUAAUCUCCCACCGCCCGGGGUAUUCGGUCCGAACCGUUGACCACAGGGGAGGAGGGUGGACCGUGCCGCCAACUCUGGGCCCCCAGUCCAACACACACACGCACACUUCCCAAAAUGGGCCGUGAGAACCAGGUCCGGCCCAAGAGGUGCUGGCACUGGUGUGAUGCAUGCACGCGGCAGAGAGAGAACAAUGAGGGCUUCUAAUCUUCGUUUGCCGUAGGAAACUUGAUGUUACGCCUGCAUGUGUCGUAUUAUCUUAUUGUUUGUGAAGUGAUUUCAUUUGCAAAGGGGAAAUAAAAAACGGUUUGUCAAGUGUCUUGGAA
Molecule: messenger RNA, 5123 nt
Organism: Syngnathus acus (greater pipefish)
Lineage: Eukaryota; Metazoa; Chordata; Actinopteri; Syngnathiformes; Syngnathidae
Gene: plxnc1
Product: plexin C1
Exons: 31
Coding region: 166-4755 (1529 amino acids)
Biological process (GO): negative regulation of cell adhesion; semaphorin-plexin signaling pathway involved in axon guidance; positive regulation of axonogenesis
Cellular component (GO): semaphorin receptor complex
Molecular function (GO): protein binding; semaphorin receptor activity
Source: RefSeq, a predicted model, not a curated record